Sphenostylis stenocarpa is the source of this 2235-nucleotide messenger RNA. The record is from the annotation of a GenBank genome assembly. NCBI's taxonomy places the organism in Eukaryota, Viridiplantae, Streptophyta, Magnoliopsida, Fabales, Fabaceae.
AUGUCCAUGAGUGAGCGCAAGACCAUUGACCUAGAGCAAGGAUGGGAUUUCAUGCAGAAGGGCAUUAUGAAGCUGAAGAAUAUUCUAGAAGGGCUGCCUGAGCCUCAGUUCAGCUCGGAGGACUAUAUGAUGCUAUACACGACCAUAUACAACAUGUGCACUCAGAAGCCACCUCAUGACUAUUCCCAACAACUGUAUGACAAGUACAGGGAGUCCUUUGAAGAGUACAUCAUAUCAACGGUAUUACCCUCCUUGAGAGAGAAGCAUGAUGAAUUUAUGCUAAGAGAACUUGUUAAAAGGUGGGCAAACCAUAAAAUUAUGGUUAGGUGGCUUUCUCGUUUCUUUCACUACUUGGACCGCUACUUUAUUGCUCGGAGGUCACUUCCACCACUUCAUGAAGUGGGUUUGACAUGCUUCCGUGAUUUGGUUUAUAAGGAACUAAACGGGAAAGUCAGAGAUGCAGUGAUUUCCCUUAUUGAUCAAGAACGAGAAGGAGAGCAGAUUGACCGAGCUCUGUUGAAGAAUGUAUUAGAUAUAUUUGUUGAAAUUGGAAUGGGGCAAAUGGAUCAUUAUGAAAAUGAUUUUGAAGUUGCCAUGCUCAAGGACACUUCUGCUUAUUAUUCACGGAAGGCUUCAAAUUGGAUCCUCGAAGAUUCUUGUCCUGAUUAUAUGCUGAAGGCCGAGGAGUGCUUAAAACGGGAGAAAGAUAGGGUUGCCCAUUACUUGCACUCUAGUAGUGAGCCAAAAUUAUUAGAGAAAGUUCAACACGAACUGUUGUCUGUAUAUGCAAACCAACUCCUUGAAAAAGAGCAUUCAGGGUGUCAUGCCUUACUUAGAGAUGACAAGGUUGAAGAUUUGUCAAGGAUGUUCAGGCUCUUCUCUAAAAUUCCACGAGGCUUAGAUCCUGUUUCCAGUAUAUUUAAGCAGCAUGUCACAGCUGAAGGCAUGGCAUUAGUGAAGUUGGCUGAAGAUGCAGUGAGCACCAAAAAGGCGGAGAAAAAGGAUAUUGUUGGUUUACAGGAGCAGGUUUUUGUUCGGAAGGUGAUUGAGUUGCAUGACAAGUACCUGGCAUAUGUGAAUGAUUGUUUUCAAAAUCAUACUCUUUUCCACAAGGCUCUUAAGGAGGCUUUUGAGAUCUUUUGCAACAAGGGUGUUGCUGGAAGCUCAAGUGCGGAACUGCUUGCCACAUUUUGUGACAAUAUUCUUAAGAAAGGAGGAAGUGAAAAGUUGAGUGAUGAAGCAAUUGAAGAAACACUUGAAAAGGUUGUCAAGUUGCUUGCCUAUAUUAGCGACAAAGAUUUGUUUGCUGAAUUUUAUAGGAAGAAGCUAGCUCGAAGGCUCUUGUUUGACAAGAGUGCCAAUGAUGACCACGAGAGAAGUAUUUUAACAAAACUAAAGCAACAAUGUGGUGGUCAAUUUACCUCGAAGAUGGAAGGAAUGGUUACAGAUUUGACGCUUGCAAAGGAGAACCAAACAAGCUUUGAGGAGUAUUUAAGCAAUAAUCCUAAUGCAGACCCUGGAAUAGACUUGACAGUUACAGUUCUGACGACUGGCUUCUGGCCUAGUUACAAAUCUUUUGACCUCAAUCUUCCAGCAGAAAUGGUUAGAUGCGUUGAAGUUUUCAAGGAAUUUUAUCAAACAAAAACUAAGCACAGAAAACUUACAUGGAUUUAUUCGUUGGGAACCUGCAACAUAAGUGGGAAAUUUGAUCCAAAAACUGUGGAGCUGAUUGUAACAACUUACCAGGCUUCGGCAUUGCUUCUGUUUAAUUCCUCAGACAGACUGAGUUAUUCAGAGAUAAUGACUCAGUUAAAUUUAUCUGAUGAUGAUGUUAUAAGACUGCUCCACUCCUUGUCAUGUGCCAAGUACAAGAUUCUUAACAAGGAACCAAACACGAAAACGAUAUCUUCUACAGAUUUUUUUGAAUUUAAUUCAAAAUUUACGGACAAAAUGAGGAGGAUCAAGAUUCCUCUUCCUCCUGUUGAUGAGAAGAAAAAAGUAAUUGAGGAUGUUGACAAGGACAGAAGAUAUGCUAUUGAUGCCUCAAUUGUGCGUAUCAUGAAGAGUCGGAAAGUUUUAAAUUACCAACAGUUAGUAAUGGAGUGUGUUGAGCAGUUAGGUCGCAUGUUUAAGCCUGAUGUCAAGGCAAUUAAGAAGAGGAUUGAAGAUUUGAUCUCCCGAGACUACUUGGAAAGAGACAAAGAUAACGCAAAUCUGUUCAGGUAUUUGGCGUGA